UAUUAAAGCUCGUAACAAGAUCGUGAAUCGGAGUAAUAUUCAUAGUGUAUAGUAGUGAUAUUUGUGUGUGUAGUGACGCCCGCCCCUCCACAUAUCAAUAAACAGAAACUGGAAGAUCUCUCCAGCCGCUGCUCCCAUCAUCUGAAGACAGCGACGUCGACGUUGACGCCGACGCCCACGACACCACUGAGAGAAGAAUGAUGCCAAGGCAGAGGAACAGCACGCUGACGGCGACGUACUCGCUGCGUUGCAACGGUAAAUGCCUGAUGCUCUCAGCACUGCUGAUGAGCCUUCUAGUGGCCGCCACCCAUGCCGUAGAUCAGAAAUCUGUAAAAGCAUCGGCGGCAGAGCCAUCCACUCUGUCAGGAGGCGUCGCAUCCCCGGCGGCUUCGGGUCCUAGAGAUGCAAUCUAUAUCGACGAUGAUAGCAUUGAGGGCUCUGGCGGACGUGGAGGGAUACACGACGAUCUAGAGAAGGAUCCGGACUAUUCUGGCUCUGGCUUUGGACCGGAUGACGAGGACGCCGAGCCGGACCAUCACUCGCAACACGGUUCGCACAACACGCGCAUCUCGCAGAGCGGCGGCACCAGCAUAAACAGUAAGCAUAAAUCGAACGACAACAGCCACAACGACGACCUCGACCACAUCUCGAGUAGAUUCAACCACAACAACAACAACCAGAACCAGAACCAAAUCGACAACAACAGCCAGAAUCUUAAUAAUAAUAAUAAUAACAAUAAUAAUUUUAAUAAUAAUAAUAAUAAUAAUAAUCCCAACCUUAAUAACAAUCACCAUCCAGCGAAUAGUGGCACAAUCAUUGGUAGUAGCACCACAGCGAACCAUAACAGUAAUCAGAAUCACAUCGGCGGCCAGAGCGGCGGCAUCAUCAGUGGCAGUGGUGGUGAGAUCGGUGGUCAUAGCGGCACUGGCAUUAACACAAUCGCAGCUCAUACACCAACACAAACCUCAUCCACAACCUCGACAACAGCAACAACAACAACAAGCAGUUCACCAACAACGACAACCACCACCGGCAGCAGCAGCACUACGACAACAGCGGCCACAACCCCUUCAACCACAGCCGCCUCCAAUCGCACCCAAACCACGCCCACGCCCAAGCCCAAGCCCAUUGUACCCGAAUCCACCGCAGCGAACCGUCCCUUGCCCCCCUUCCCCGCCUUCGAUGAGGAUCUCGAUGUGGAUGUAGAGGCCAGCGGCGAUGGCAUCGACGUGGAAGGCGGCGGCGAGGAUGACGACGAGGGCGAUGAUGAGGACGACAUCAUCAUUGAUCAUCCCGAUUCCGAGAAGCCAAGGCUUGCAGAGCCCGUUCCCAAUGGUGAAAUCGAUCAUGAUCAUGAUCAUGAUAGCGAUAACGAUAACGAUGAUGGUGAAGGCGAUACCGAUGACACGGACGAUGAUGAUCGCAUCAUCGAUGUGGAUGGCGGCGAUGAGGAUGGAAACGGAAACGGAAUCGGUGGCAACGAUGGAGACCUCAACACAGAGCGCGGACCGGGAGGCGGCAGCAACGUGCACGAGUUGGACCCGAAUACGAACGUGAACAGCCAGCCCUCCGACACGAAGCCCGUCGACCACAGGCCCAACGGCAACGAGGUGGUCAUCAUGAGCGAGGACGAUCGCACGUCGAGCUUCUUCUCGCAGCCGGGAAUACUGGCGGCUGUCAUUGGCGGUGCCGUGGUUGGCCUGCUCUGCGCCAUUCUCGUGGUGAUGUUCAUCGUAUACCGCAUGCGGAAAAAGGACGAAGGCUCCUAUGCCCUGGACGAGCCGAAACGCUCGCCGGCUAACAAUUCCUAUGCGAAAAAUGCGAACAAUCGCGAGUUCUACGCCUGAGAUAAUGGCACAUCGCGCAGGUAUUAAAUGAGCCGCGAGUGAGGAUCCACCCGGAUGGAGAUCCAUCUGGAACGGGAUCUGGAUCUAAACGGAGGGGAGAUGACGGCUCAUCUCGGUACACUGUGCGGAGUGCGAAGUGCGGACGGAGCAGCGCCAUCAGCAGCCAUCUGCCACAAUGAAUAAUUAUCUGCAACAGCAACAGCAACAGAAACAGCAAAAGCAACAAAACUAACACAAAUUCAAUGGAAAUCGAAGGCAUCGUUGGGUCACACACAACUUUUCGUUGAGGGGUAAACGCA
This is a messenger RNA of Drosophila miranda, 2146 nucleotides long. RefSeq names its product syndecan-like. Lineage: Eukaryota; Metazoa; Arthropoda; Insecta; Diptera; Drosophilidae. Gene Ontology annotation, biological process: cell migration. The coding region runs from base 198 to 1847 and encodes 549 amino acids. Gene Ontology annotation, cellular component: cell surface; membrane. The transcript has 6 exons. The record is from RefSeq and is a predicted model, not a curated record.